AUGUCUACAAAACCAGUGAAUGAUAUAGUAGUUAUUGUGAAAGAUCGAGAUGACCCCCAAUUUAGGACGACUCCUAUGCAGCAAGCCGCGGCUUCUUGUACCGGUGCAAUCCUUACGUCGGUCAUUGUUACACCUUUAGAUGUUGUGAAAAUUAGGCUUCAAGUCCAAAAGAAAAAUUUAGAUAAAAAGAAUAAAUGCUUCCUGUAUUGCAAUGGUCUCAUGGAUCAUUAUUGUAGUUGUAAUCCCAAAGAUCCUAACAGUAAAUGGCUGCAAAGGCCCGGGCAAUUUAAAGGAACAAUGGACGCCUUUGUGAAAAUUAGUCGUACAGAAGGUAUUACUUCCCUAUGGAGUGGAUUAAGUCCCACUUUAGCAUUAGCCAUACCUGCCACAAUAGCUUAUUUUGUGAUAUACGAACAGCUAAGGGUUAAAUUUAAAGAUUUGUAUAAUGCAGAUAACCAGGGCCCAAAACUGCAACCAUUUUGGAUUCCGCUUAUAUCUGGGGGCAUAGCUCGAAUAAUAUCAGUUACCAUAGUUAGUCCUUUGGAACUAUUUAGAACCAAAAUGCAAUCACAAAAACUUAGUUAUGUAGAAUUAAAUGAAGCAUAUAGGUCAUUGAUAAAACAAAGCGGAGUCAGAGGUUUGUGGAAAGGCGUCUUUCCAACUUUGUACAGGGACGUACCAUUUUCUGCGAUAUAUUGGAUGAAUUACGAAUCCAUUAAAAGUACCUUGACAGACAGAGAUAAUACACACCCUUUUCUAAUAAGCUUCAUGUCUGGUGCUAUUUCCGGAUCUAUUGCAGCCACUGUAACAACUCCAUUUGAUGUAGUUAAGACUCAUCAACAAAUAGAAUUUGGAGAAAAUACUUUAUAUGGUGAUAACGAAGUCAAAAAGCCUAGGUCAACUUUUACUGUCAUUAGAGAUAUACAUAAAAAUCACGGUAUUAGAGGAUUGUUUGCAGGAUUAGCGCCUAGGUUAAUUAAAGUCGCCCCGGCCUGUGCUAUAAUGAUAUCAACAUUCGAAUAUGGAAAAGUAUUUUUCAACAGAUUAUCUACUAGUGAACAGAACAAAGCUUUCAACCCAUCGGAUUUCAAGUCUGGACCUACCAUUGUUUCUAUUAAUAGGGAAGGAUUUUAA
Molecule: messenger RNA, 1134 nt
Organism: Phyllotreta striolata
Lineage: Eukaryota; Metazoa; Arthropoda; Insecta; Coleoptera; Chrysomelidae
Source: the annotation of a GenBank genome assembly